Bombus impatiens (common eastern bumble bee) is the source of this 3309-nucleotide messenger RNA. RefSeq names its product leucine-rich repeat and guanylate kinase domain-containing protein-like. The record is from RefSeq and is a predicted model, not a curated record. Bases 337 to 3159 code for a protein of 940 amino acids. NCBI's taxonomy places the organism in Eukaryota, Metazoa, Arthropoda, Insecta, Hymenoptera, Apidae. Gene Ontology annotation, molecular function: protein binding. The transcript has 15 exons.
AUUCGGCUCUGCUGAUUGGAUGAUGCGUGCACAAUGUUACGUGCUAGCGCAAGGACCUUAGGAAUUUGAAAGGAAUUAUGCUAUUUGCAGCUCUGUCUAAAGUCCAGACCAUUCAAAAUUCCUUUUCGUUGGGAAGUUAAUUCCUUGUAUAGGGGUAUUAUUGUUAUAUAAAUAACAUUGUUAUGAACAAACUUUAUAACAAAUUGCGGUUUCUUUACAUAAUUUGGUAGCCCUGUGUAUAUUCAGUUGUUAAGAAACAAUAGAAAAUUGUAUAUUAGUGGUUUAUAUGAAAAUAAUUUAUCACAAAGAUAAAUAAUUAAUGUUUCAAGCAGAAUAAUGGAUGAAAAAAGAUUUUCUUAUUUGUUCUCUACCUCUGAACCACUACUUUCUCAAAAUGCAAUUGGUAGGAUUUCUGUACCAAAGGCACCUUUGCAGAAGGAUGAUAUAGUUAUUGAAAAUGAUGAUACAGAUUUGCUAUCACAUAGUGAUAUGAGUUGGGAAACUAUGGAGGAUAGAUAUAUGUUAUUUGAAAUUGCAUCUAAUGAUUCUAUAUCAACUACUUCAAAGUCUUCAUCCAAUUCGAAUCUUUCAUUUUCAUUGCUUGAUCAAAUAUCACUUUCAAUAGAUCAAAAAAUAAUACAAUGUGCAACUGAAAACAACUGGAGUAGUUAUGCUCUAGAUAUCAGUUUAUGGGAUGAUGGUAGAGCACCAGUUAUGAAAUUAAGAAAUCUUAAAGAAACAUCAUUUGAUGAUAUAGAAUUCUGUGGAUAUCUUACUGACAGACUAAUAGGAGUUGGAAAAUCAUUUUUGACUAAAUCUCCUGAAAAUAGUCUUUAUAUAUUAAGCAAAUGUAUUAUGAGAAAUAUGUCACUAUCAAAUAUUACAAUGUUAAGUUACCACCGUUAUUUACAAUAUAUUGAUCUUGCAUAUAAUUAUAUUACAAAUUUAUCACCCCUGGGAGGAGUCCCCUACUUAAUGUAUUUAAAUGUAGCACAUAACAGAAUGAAUACUAUUCUAAAUUUUUCACCUCCUUGGUAUUUGACAUAUGUAAAUUUAUCAUACAAUUAUAUAUCAAAAAUGUAUGAUAUCAGUGAUUUCUGGAGUAUUGUUCACUUGGAUUUGUCACAUAAUGCAAUUGAAACCAUUACUGGUUUGCAAAAUUUGAAAUAUUUGAAAUAUUUAAAUUUAUCAUAUAACUUAAUUGAGUACAUUGAAAAUUUGGAUAGAUUAAAUAUUCAAGAACUAAAUUUAGAGGGCAACUGUAUACUGUCAUAUAAAUCCGCCAUUCCUGGAUAUGGCAUAAGUACUUUAUCUGAUUUGCGGAAAUUAUAUUUAGGAUACAAUAAAUUGUCUACUUUAGAAUUUUUUAAGGAUGCAUAUAGUUUACGUGUGAUAGAUUUAAAGUUUAAUAGAAUCAAUGAUUUAUUAGAAUUAUUAAAUCUCACUGGUUUAAUACAAGAAGUAGAUUUUAGAGGUAAUAGUUGCACAAAGUGGCCUAAUUAUAAAGCUGUACUUCUAUUUUCCAUACCAAGUAUACAGAUUAUUGAUGGUGUUAAUGUAUCUACUUCAGAAAAGAUUGCUGCAGUUGCUCUAUUUGCACCACCAGUAAAUUUAACAGCUGCUCGCACUAUAACAAAGCUAACUUUAUUAGAGCAAUUAAAUAUUCCUAAAAUUGAUCUUCAUGUAACACCAUAUGAUGAAGUGAGCCCACCUAUAAUAAUACUCACAGGUCCAAGUGCAGUGAGAAAAUUAUCUUUGGCUCUUCAUGCGACCCAAACAUUAUCAAAAAAAGUCCAAUAUUGUCAGUGGUAUACAACAAAAAGCUCAGAAGAUGAAAGUGAAAAUCAAUUUUACAUUUUUGUAGACAGAGAAGAAUUUAAUGAUAUGUCUCGUCAUGGAGAAUUUUUAGCAAUUCAAGAGAGAUUAGGAUACAGCUAUGGAUUUCAUCACAAUCAAAUUACUUCCUUAAAAUUAAGAAAUAAAAUUGGUAUAACACAAACGGAUUUACAUGCAACCAUUCAAAUGCUUAACCGGUAUUCCAAUAGUAGAGCAGUUCUUGUGCUCCCAAAAAAUGAAGAAAUCCACCGUGAAUGGAUACAAGAAAGGUUUUAUGUUUAUACAUGUACUAAAGAUAGUAAAGAAAAUUUAUUAUCUGAAGAAAGUUCAGCAAUACCCAUAGGAAGUGAUAUAAAUUUUAUUAAAGAAAUUUUAAAUGAUAUUAUAAGAGAUCUUAAAUUGCUUCCCAAAAUUCCACUGGCAACAGAGACUGAUGAUAAAACAACUCAUAAUACAUUGGGGAAUGUAACAAUAUUUGAUGAUGAAGCUGUGCAGGGUACAACAGAAAUGAAAGACAAAACAUCAAAUUAUAUUAAAUUUCAGGAACAAGACACUAAUUCACAUUUUGAUGAUAAAGGAUUACGAGUAUUGAGUUUAUCUAGCACUAGAGAAAUAGAAAAUUUGAACACGGUCUUAUUCAUUAAAACGGGUCUUGAUAUAGGUGAUUUUUUGAGAAUACCGGAUAUUUUUAGGAAAUCCGAUACUUUCGCGAACUCGACCCAAUCCGAUGUGUUUCUGUUUCAUUCCAACUAUCGGGUAAUUUUAGAUGAGCAUUCAAAUGUUAUAGUGGAAGAUGAACAAUUAAGGCGUAAAAGACAUCAAGCAAAACUUUUGCAGCGUCGUAAUACAUUGAUUCGAGGAAUAGUACCUUUAUUUACAGAUGAACUUAGUGAAUCAAGUGAAGAACUAUUAACAAGAAGAUCGCCAGAAAUGGAAAAACCAGAAGAUAUGAAAGAUUUCUAUACCGACUUGAUAUUAAAGUCAAGAAAAAUGUAUCUAGAUCAACAUGUGAAUAAGCCUGGAUUUUUUUCCUUAGUGCUACUAUCAGAUGAUUAUUUUAAAGCAUUUAACAAAUUAAUUAAUUUUAUUUAUGAAUUAUACACAAAUUAUUCUUUUCAAGAACCUAAAUUUUUAGCAGAACUUAAUCAUUUUUCAAAGAUUGCUAUUCCGGCAAUGGUUGAUCCCAUUAUUGAUGAAAUAAAACAAUCUUUAUCAACGCCUAUAUUACAAAGAAGAACUUUGUUGAGAAUGUAUGGUGUUACUUCAUGGAAGGAUUUGAUGCCCAGUCAAAUAGUAGAAGAUUUAACUGAUGUUGCGGAUUAGGUACAAGAUAAAUGUUCAGUUAUAAAACUAGUUAAUCCACUCAUAAUUCAUUUUUUAAAGUUUUCAUUUUACUGGUUAUAUGAUUAUCUUGUACAAUGUAUUUUAUUGAUAACAGUCUGUUUUUAAAUAGUAAUAUAUAUAUUACAAAAA